AACUUCGUGGCUUAGAUUUAUGCCUACUAAAGCAGUAAUCGUUUUUUUUUUCAAAUUCAUUCAAGUAUCGGCCUUUGUAGUAUGCAUACGAGCUUUUACAAUAGUCUUUUUGCGACUUUAUAAUGCGCCACCUGGCCGAAGUUUGGGAAAACACUUUUAAAAUUUUAUCCCGUUAUCGAUUGUCAUAACUCAUAAUUGACUUACUAUACUGAACCGCGAAUUCUUCGACGUGCGUAUAAAGGCAUUGUUCACACAAGCAGCAUAUACGGUCGGAGUCGCAUAUAUAGUGACAGUCAUUUCUACCACUUUUGUGAACGCACCGACUGCAUCGAUUGAGCACUGCAGUCGUUCAGCCGUCAUGCGCACACUUUGUCAGUACUCAGUUUCGUAUAUACUCGAGCCCAACACGUGCGACAGUCAUACGGUGGCGUUUUCAUAUACCGGCUUAGCAACUUCCAAGUUCGAAUUUUUUAAUUUUUAAGUUCUUAAGUAAUUGUAAAAAAUAAAUAAUUGAUAUCAAAAUGACGAUUGGAUUCGAGAUCGUCGUUGGUACCUACGAACAGUUCGUCGUAGGUUACAAAGUUACAGAAGCGAAUGAUAAAUACAACGUUAAGUCGAGUUUUGCAAGUCAUGCACAUUUGUCCAGUGUAAGAAGUGUAGCUUCUAGAAGACACUACUUGGCUUCUGCCGGAGCUGACGAUUGCAUUUCUUUAUUUGACAUGCGUUCAAGAAUUCAAAGUGGCAGACUUGUUCAUCAUGACAACACUAUCAAUAGCAUAGAAUUCACUCCUGAUGGCAGCCACUUGAUAUCGACCAGCAGUGAUGGAUCAAUAGCUAUUGUGAGAUGCGGCAAUUGGCAGCUAGAAAAACUCUUUAAUAAGCCACACAAAGGUGAAGCAGUCGAUCUUUUGGCCAUACAUCCAUCUGGUAAAAUUUGCCUGACAACUGGUCGUGAUGGAGUUCUCAGAACAUGGAAUUUGGUAAAAGGCAGACAAGCUUACGCCACUAAUUUAGUAACUAGAUGGAAAAUGGAUGCUAAAUAUAUGAGUGUUUUAAAAUGGAGUCCUAGUGGUGACACAUAUUUGAUAGCUGGCAACAACAAACUUGAAGUAUACACAGUUGAAACUGCUGGUAUCAAACAGGACUUUGUAUUCGAAUCUAAAGUUGUGUGUGUUGAAUAUUUAGAUGAAGAAUUUGUGGCUGUUGGUCUAGAAGAUGGUAAGAUAAGUAUUCUUAAUAUAGAGACUGGUUCACUUGUUAAUGAAUUAAAAGCUCAUGAGUUACGAGUCAAAUGUAUGGCAAGACAUGAGAACAUAUUAGUUUCUGCAUCAAGUUCAGGAGAAAUAAAGUUGUGGGCCUUUGAAAAAGAUGAUUUGAAAUAUUUAAAUACAGCAAAAUGUGAUGGCAGAAUUACAUGUAUAACGAUUAUACCUCAAUCUAAAUCAGAUAAACUCAAAGAAGAAGAAAAUGUCAAAACAACAAAAAAGACAUCGGUUACAUUUUCAAAUAAAGACGAAGAUACAGAAGAAGAGGAAAUGAAUGAAGAAGAAGAGCAAGUCGAAGACACAGAAGAAGAAGAAAUGGAUGAACAAGAAGAGCAAGUCGAAAACACAGAAGAAGAAGAAAUGAAUGAACAAGAAGAGCAAAUUGAAGACACAGAAGAAGAACAAAUGGAUGAACAAGAAGAGCAAUUAAGAAAGUUAAGAAAAUAA
This is a messenger RNA of Trichogramma pretiosum, 1712 nucleotides long. Its product is annotated as p21-activated protein kinase-interacting protein 1-like. The record is from RefSeq and is a predicted model, not a curated record. Gene Ontology annotation, molecular function: protein binding. NCBI's taxonomy places the organism in Eukaryota, Metazoa, Arthropoda, Insecta, Hymenoptera, Trichogrammatidae. The transcript is spliced from 4 exons. The coding region runs from base 522 to 1712 and encodes 396 amino acids.